Molecule: messenger RNA, 758 nt
Organism: Helianthus annuus (common sunflower)
Lineage: Eukaryota; Viridiplantae; Streptophyta; Magnoliopsida; Asterales; Asteraceae
Exons: 2
Coding region: 131-607 (158 amino acids)
Source: RefSeq, a predicted model, not a curated record
GUGUAAUAACACUGAACAUAAAGGAGUAUGGUAACCAACACUUUUCAUCUUUUCAGAUUACAGGGGACCGUUUGUUCGUUGUGAUUUUUCAUGAACUAAGAUCACUCAAGCUCGCAUCUUUAUCUUCUCGAUGGUUCGAAAAAGUUAUAGAGCUGCCGAAACAGUGGCUAGAUCUUUGACUGCUGAGAAGUACCUAAAGAAAAUAGGCCUUGGAAAGGAAGACUACUACUUUUGGAAACAAAUAGGCAAAACACUUUUAUGCACAUACACAGUGUUCGGUGCCGUGUGGUUAUACAAUGAAACAUCCCCACUUGGUUGGUGGACGCUGAAACCAGUACCCAAGGAAGAGAAAGAACUGGCUCAUCUCUAUCAACGAAUCAAUUACCCGUACCCUGGUGACGAGGAGGCCAUGACUGAUUUCAUUGCAAAAGGUGGGAUGAUUGGGACAAUGGUGAGUGCCAAAGGGACCAUAGAGAUGGACUCCUCCGGUCCCAUGAACUAUCAGAAGCAGUUGCAGAAAGACAAGUUGGAUCAGGAAGCACUUAAGUUGUGGUUGAGGAUGAAGAAUGAAGUUGUUCAAGAGCUUCAGGGGAAAGGGUAUGUAUGAUUUGGAGUGAUUAUCAUCGAUGUUUCAAGUAUAAUAAUGUUUGAUUUUACUCGCGUGAAGAUGCAUGCAUAGUCGAUUAUUAUGUGAGUUUUAUGAAGUGACUUAGUUGUUAAAUAUUUAAACGGGUGUGUUUUGUUUCUUUUUAAUUUAA